AUGGAGAAGCUCGAUGCGACCCGGCAACCUCAAGAUCUUGAAUCAGCGGCUCCGCAAAAUGUAAAUUCGAAUGCGGUGGGACCGACAGAUGGUGGACGGGAUGCCUGGAUGACCAUCGCAGGAUGUUUCAUGGUCCAGUUCUGUACCAUCGGAUACUCCAAUGCGUUCGGAGUCUAUCAAGACAUCUAUACACGAGACUUCCUAUCGAACAAAAGCCCAUCCGAUAUUAGCUGGAUAGGAAGUUUCCAAUAUUUCAUGCAAUAUGCACCGGGGAUAUUUGUCGGACUUGCGUUCGAUGCAGGCUAUUUUCGACACAUGAUGGCUUUAGGCUCGUUCCUGGAGGUUUUUUCGAUUUUCAUGCUGUCACUAGUACGUAAAGGGCAGUAUUACCAGGUUUUCCUCGCACAAGCAAUCGGAAUCGGACUUGGGCAAGCUCUGCUUUUCAUCCCCUCGCUGACCGUCAUCUCUCAACACUUUAAAAAACGACGUUCCUUCGCCACAGGCGUUGCCGUCACGGGUGCAUCUGUUGGUGGUAUCGUUUGGCCGAUCCUUCUCAACCAACUAGACCAAAAGGCGACAUUUGGUAAUGCAAACCGCGCUGCAGGGGCUGUUGCGGGUGUGCUGUUGCUUUGUGCUAAUAUGCUGAUGAAGCCUCUGCCUGUCGAGAGAAAAGCCAUGGCUAAUGUCCAAAUCGGGGUGAAAAGUGUCUUUCAGGAUAUAGCAUAUAUGGUAUCUAUAGGCGCUGCUUGUUUGGUGUCUCUGGGUCUUUUCUUCCCCUAUUUUUACCUACAGCUGUAUGCUGUUAGUCAAGGCGUCGCUCCUCGCCUCGCUUUCUACACUCUUGCAAUACUCAAUGCCGGAAGUAUAUUGGGCAGGCUGGUGCCCAACUUUUUUGCGGAUCGAUUGGGUCCCUACAACAUGAUUAUUCCGUGCCUGUUCUUAACCGCCAUGCUACUCUUUGUGGUGCUGGGAGUGCACUCCUUCGCGGGAAUAGUGCUAUUUGGUUUUUUUUAUGGGUGUACCUCUGGCUCUUACAUUUCCCUCAUCCCGUCGAUUAUCGGACAGCUUAGUCGACAUUCCGGACAGCCGGGACUUCGUAUGGGGUUUGCGUUCACGAGUGUGGGAUUUUGGAUUCUAAUAGGGACACCGAUUGAAGGAGCCUUACUACAUCCACCUGGCUCAAAUGGCCCGUUGGCGUGGUCUCCGUGCAUCAUCUUCAGCGCUAUUGCCGUAGCAUGCGGCGCUCUUGGCAUGGUUAUCUCCCGUAUGAUAUUCGUGGGACAAGGGAGAAAUGGCGGACUUGGGCAGCUCAUCUAG
Messenger RNA from Lentinula edodes (shiitake mushroom), 1317 nucleotides. Its product is annotated as major facilitator superfamily domain-containing protein. The transcript has 13 exons. The record is from RefSeq and is a predicted model, not a curated record. Gene Ontology annotation, molecular function: transmembrane transporter activity. Bases 1 to 1317 code for a protein of 438 amino acids. Gene Ontology annotation, cellular component: fungal-type vacuole membrane. Lineage: Eukaryota; Fungi; Basidiomycota; Agaricomycetes; Agaricales; Omphalotaceae. Gene Ontology annotation, biological process: transmembrane transport.